AUGAUUAGAAACGCGAUUUUAAAGAAUUUUUGGCAACAAAAAUUAUUUUUUCGUCGUUUCCAUGAGAUCCCAGAUCGCUUGAAAGAAGUUGGAACUGCUGAAGAUCCUCAGUUAUCGGACAUGGUUGAGUAUUACUUCCACAAGAGCGUUCAAAUAUCAGCCCCGAAGUUGUGUGAAAGUUUAAAAAAGUAUCCACGAUGGUCCGACCAACGUCGCAUUUCCCGUACAAAAGCGAUUCUUGCGAUGAUUUCCACGCCAGCCAACACAAUUGAGGUUACUUUUCCAAUUCAACGUGAAAAUGACGAAUAUGAGCUUCUCACGGGCUAUCGAUGUCAUCACGGACUGCAUCGUCUUCCAGCAAAAGGCGGAAUUCGUUUCUCGCCGGAUGUGACGCGUGAAGAGGUGCGAGGACUUGCUUCGAUAAUGACCUUCAAAUGUGCCUUGGUGAAUGUCCCAUUCGGCGGCGCCAAGGGCGGAGUUUGUAUUGAUCCCACAAAUUACACGACAAGAGAGCUGCAAGCCAUUACGCGACGAUAUGCGAUCGAAUUGAUCAAGAAAAACUUCAUUGGACCCGGAAUUGAUUGUGCAGCGCCCGAUUACGGAACAGGCCCGCGUGAAAUGUCGUGGAUUGCAGAUCAGUACAUCAAGACUUUAGGGCACAAUGACAUCAAUGCGAUGGCAAUUGUCACGGGAAAGCCACUGAAUCAAGGCGGGUUGAAGGGAAGAAUUGAUUCGACGGGACGAGGAUUGUUCUAUGCUGCCAAAUGCUUCGUACGGGAACCAAGUUGGAUGAAAGCCAUCGGAUUGGAGACAGGAUUUGAAGGAAAAACUGUCAUUGUUCAGGGCUUUGGUAACGUCGGUUCUUAUGGCGCCUUGCACUUCCAUGAGCACGGAAAUUGCAAAAUAAUCGGAAUAAUUGAAAAAGAUUGUUCGUUGUACAAUCCCGAAGGCAUUGACAUCCCAGCUCUCAUCGAUUACAAACUCCAUAACAAGUCACUUGUUGGAUUUUCGGGCGCCCAAGAGACAACUGACGACUUAAUGUCCUACGAAUGUGACAUUUUAAUCCCUGCUGUGAUGGAAAAAUCCAUAAAUUCAUCGAAUGUCGAUCAAAUCAAAGCUAAAAUCAUCAUCGAAGGUGCUAAUGGACCCACAACUCCAAGUGCUCAUGAGACUUUGUUAAAGAAGAAAGUCCUCGUAAUACCAGAUAUUUUUGCCAAUUCCGGCGGAUUAAUAGGAUCUUACUUCGAAUACUUGAAAAAUAUCAAUCACAUCUCUUACGGAAAAUUAACUUUCAAGCAAGAAAAGGACCACGCUUAUGAAAUUUUGAAAUCCGUUCAAGAUUCCAUCCGCAAAUCGGGGACUUGUGUUCAUGUGAGCCCGAAUGAGAAGUUGAAAGAACAACUGGAACACGCCACCGAGGCCGAUAUCGUUCGUUCGGGACAAGAAUCUGUGAUGGAAAAUGCUGCCAUUGGUAUUAUGACAACUGCCAAUCAAUAUGAACUUUGUCUGGAUCUUAGAACAGCUGCUUAUAUCUAUUGCGUGGAGAAGAUUUUCGAGUCAUACGAAACAGCUGGCUUGACAAUGUAA
Molecule: messenger RNA, 1587 nt
Organism: Culicoides brevitarsis
Lineage: Eukaryota; Metazoa; Arthropoda; Insecta; Diptera; Ceratopogonidae
Product: glutamate dehydrogenase, mitochondrial-like
Exons: 2
Coding region: 1-1587 (528 amino acids)
Biological process (GO): L-glutamate catabolic process
Cellular component (GO): mitochondrion
Molecular function (GO): L-glutamate dehydrogenase (NAD+) activity
Source: RefSeq, a predicted model, not a curated record